AAACAGCACAGCACACUUGUUCUUGAUAAAGAUGGAGUCUAUGGCGAGAUGGCACCGUGUCACACACUGUUAGUCUUCCAGAAAGCCGCACGGACCCACCGAGCCUGGGGCCAAUCUGGCGCCAUCCACUUCCUGGGCACAUGCAGGCGUGAGCAUACCAGCGCUAUUUAUAACCUCUUAUAUUAGAGCGGAGUAUUUUCAAAUGAGGCUGAGAAGAUAAGACAGCAGCAGGAAAAGGCCAUGGUUAGGACGGGGUGUGGGGGGGUUGUUUACCUAACAGGACAUUUGGCUGUCAUCUGAAGCGCAAAGAAAACGUCGUGCUGCAAUGUGACGCUUGAGAAUCAUGUGGAGAGAAAAAAACACAACAUGGACCUUCCUCCUCAGACUGGUUAGACACACUUAACCGGAAAACUACAUCGCGACACAUUCAACAGUGAUUUCCCGGAAUAGUGCGCGUCUUCUUUAAGAGAUUCAAAACAAUCAUUACUUCCUGUAUGUUAGCGCGAGCGCUUUAACUAUAUUCUACAUUAGAACAUAAGUAAAUGAUAUAGUAAAUGGUUUGAAGAAGAUAAUAUAACAGACAGUUACGGUGUCGUGUAAUACUUUUUAAGUUUCGCGGUAACGUGAAGCUGGUCGGGAGAAAAAGAAAGACACCUCAACGCGCGUUAAGUCCGACGGCUUUAAAGGUGUCACCUGCCAGGCUGAAAGAGUGACAAUCCUCGAAGUCCGGAGAUGGAGAAAAGGAAUGACCCGCAGCUCAGACUCGGAGAGGAGUUCUUCAACCAACCCUGUCUCAGUUUGGCCAAAGCUUUCCUCGGAAAGGUGUUGGUCCGCAGGUAUGCAGAUGGGACUGAGCUGCGAGGGAGAAUCGUGGAAACUGAAGCCUACCUCGGAGGAGAGGACCGAGCUUCACACUCAGCAGGGGGCAAACGCACUGAGAGGAACACCGCCAUGUUCAUGAAGCCUGGCACCAUCUAUGUGUUUCCGAUCUACGGCAUCCUCCUCUGUAUGAACGUGUCGAGUGAAGGGGAGGGUGCUGCCGUGCUGCUGCGCUCCCUGGAGCCCCUGCGGGGUCAGACCCUCAUGAGGGAGCUGAGGGCAGCCAGACGCAAAGAGGGAGCCCCACAACUGAAGGACAAAGAUCUCUCCAACGGGCCGGCCAAGCUGUGCCAGGCUCUAAAUAUACUCCGCUGUUUUGAUCGUCGGGACCUCGCCUCAGACCCAGACAUGUGGAUGGAGAGGGAGCCCGACACCAAUCCAGCGGAACCCCACGAUAUCGUAUCGGCACCCCGCGUUGGAGUUGAAUCUCACGGGGAAUGGGCCGAGAAGCCCUGGCGGUUUUAUCUCCGUGGGAACCCGUGUGUUAGCGUGGUGAAUAAAGACGCAGAAAGACAGUCUGGAAGUGUAACGGACAAUGUUAGGUCCCUGACGUGUGCCGUCUGACUCGGGACAGCACAAAGUCAAGAGGGCGUAGCAGGAAUAUCCCUGGAACUACUCUGCCACCUGUUCCCUCUGUGGACUUCAUUUAGACAGUAUGAAAACUCAAGAAGGAGAAAGUCAAGAGGGUAGAAUAACCUUCAUGACUGAUUAAAUGUCUAGAUUCCAAUCUGCAUAAAUUAUUCAAUGUGCUUCUUAUUAAUUCGUCAACUGCAAACUCAGUCGACUAGAAUAAGACUCAAAUCAUCGGGCUAUUAAAAAAAAGAACAAUUUCUAUAAUGUA
This is a messenger RNA of Pseudoliparis swirei, 1720 nucleotides long. It is a transcript of the gene mpg, whose product is annotated as N-methylpurine DNA glycosylase. The record is from RefSeq and is a predicted model, not a curated record. The coding region runs from base 733 to 1443 and encodes 236 amino acids. The transcript is spliced from 3 exons. NCBI's taxonomy places the organism in Eukaryota, Metazoa, Chordata, Actinopteri, Perciformes, Liparidae. Gene Ontology annotation, biological process: base-excision repair. Gene Ontology annotation, molecular function: DNA binding; alkylbase DNA N-glycosylase activity.